UUUGUCGGAAGUAGAGGGCCGCGCGUCGUUCACGUUUAACAUACGUUUAGGGAAUCUGUGAGUGUUUGUCAGAUUGUGUGCGUGUGUGUGAAUCAAUCACACAACCACACCAACAACCCCCAGACGGUGUAUCUACUACAAUAAAAACAACAAAAAAUAAGAGAACAACGACACCGAAGCGACGAAUACAAAUAUAGCAAUCAAGCGAAACCGGUUCCGGUGCUACGCGUUCGUUCGUUUGGUGAAUUGUGUGCGUGUGCGCGACACACAUACAUACAUACACGCACUUAUCUAAGUAAGAAUUGCUAUAAAAGCAAAGAAAAAUUGUGCAAGUGUUGAAAGUGAAAAUCGAAAAUUUGACAAACAAGUGUUAAAUUACGCUUCGCACGCCGUCCUAUUCAGUGCGCAAUAUUGAAACAUAUUGUGGAUUAACAUUUGGAUACGUUAUAAACCACUACUAGGCGAACCAGCAAAAUAAGAAAAACAACAACGACGCACAGCAACAAAAGCAGCAGGAAAAGCCGUAAAAUGUUGCCGCUACCGCGCUUACACGCCAUAAAAUGGCUAACACUACUUGCAGCUAUGGCUGCCUUCUGCACCCCACUCGCUUAUGCGGCGAGUCAACCCGAUGCCGACCAGAAAGGACCCGUUUUCCUCAACGAACCCAUUAAUCGCAUUGACUUCUCCAACUCAACAGGUGCCGAAAUCGAAUGCAAAGCCAGCGGAAAUCCUAUGCCUGAAAUUAUAUGGAUUCGUAGCGAUGGCACUGCUGUUGGUGAUGUACCUGGACUGCGCCAGAUCUCAUCAGAUGGCAAAUUGGUCUUUCCACCAUUCCGUGCCGAAGAUUACCGACAAGAAGUGCACGCUCAAGUUUAUGCUUGUUUGGCACGCAAUCAAUUUGGAACCAUCAUUUCACGCGAUGUGCAUGUGCGAGCAGUCGUUCCACAAUCCCAUACGGUAAAUGUCAUGGAUGAGGCUGUUUUGCGCGGCAAUAGCGCCAUACUCAAAUGUCAUAUACCAAGUUUUGUAGCGGAUUUCAUAUCGGUCGCCUCAUGGGUGGAAGAUGAAGAACGCGAAAUAUUCACUACAAACGAUGGCAUCGGACACUUUGAUAGCGAUGGCAAAUAUUUGGUGUUACCCUCUGGUGAACUGCAUAUUCGCGAAGUUGGACCUGAGGAUGGCUACAAGAGCUAUCAGUGCCGCACCAAGCAUCGUCUGACUGGCGAAACACGUUUGAGCGCAACCAAGGGACGCUUGGUGAUUACCGAACCCGUCGGCAGCGUGGCGCCAAAAAUUAGCGUAGAAAAUCGUUUGAAAAAUGCGGAAGCACAAAUUGGUCGUAGUUUUACGCUCUUUUGUCCGGCGCAGUCAUAUCCUGUGCCUCUGUACCGAUGGUAUAAAUUCAUCGAAGGCACCACACGCAAGCAAGCGGUUAUCCUAAAUGAACGCGUAAAGCAAGUUUCCGGCACUCUUAUCAUCAAAGAUGCUGUCGUCGAGGAUUCGGGCAAAUAUUUAUGUGUGGUUAAUAACUCCGUCGGUGGUGAAAGCGUUGAAACUGUGCUCACCGUGACCGCACCACUUUCCGCAAAAAUCGAUCCACCCACACAAACUGUCGACUUUGGACGUCCUGCUGUCUUCACGUGCCAGUACAGCGGCAACCCUAUUAAGACCAUCAGCUGGAUAAAAGACGGCAAAUCAAUUGGCCACAGCGAUCAGGUCUUACGCAUCGAAUCCGUGAAGAAGGAAGACAAGGGCAUGUAUCAGUGUUUCGUGCGCAACGAUCAGGAAUCAGCAGAAGCAAGCGCUGAACUCAAACUUGGCGGCCGUUUCGAUCCACCCGUUAUACGACAGGCAUUCCAAGAGGAAACAAUGGAACCUGGUCCAAGUGUAUUCCUAAAGUGUGUAGCUGGCGGCAAUCCAACACCUGAAAUUUCCUGGGAACUGGAUGGCAAGAAAAUUGCAAAUAUUGAUCGGUAUCAAGUGGGCCAAUAUGUGACUGUGAACGGCGAUGUUGUUUCGUAUUUGAAUAUUACAUCAGUGCAUGCGAACGAUGGCGGUCUCUACAAGUGUAUUGCAAAGAGCAAAGUAGGCGUGGCCGAACACUCGGCGAAAUUGAAUGUCUAUGGACUGCCCUAUAUACGACAAAUGGAAAAGAAAGCUAUUGUCGCCGGCGAGACGCUGAUUGUAACCUGUCCAGUUGCGGGCUAUCCAAUCGACUCGAUCGUUUGGGAACGUGACAAUCGCGCUUUACCCAUCAAUCGCAAACAAAAGGUCUUCCCAAACGGCACUUUGAUCAUCGAAAAUGUGGAACGUAACUCUGAUCAAGCUACAUACACUUGCGUGGCUAAGAAUGUGGAAGGUUAUUCGGCGCGCGGCUCACUAGAAGUACAAGUUAUGGUACUUCCCGCUAUACAUCCUUUCAACUUCGACGCUGAAGCAAAUGAAGGAGACAGCGUACAACUCACUUGUCAUGUGGCGAAAGGUGAUUUGCCGCUAAAAAUACGUUGGUCCCAUAAUGGGUUGCCAUUGUUUUCGCAUAUGGGUGUGUUGGCGAGUAAGAUUGGUGAUCGCAUUAGUUUAUUGACAGUGGAGUCGGUGAAGGCGGCGAAUUCAGGAAAUUAUACAUGCGUUGCAAGCAAUAAAGCGGGACAGAGUGAUUACACGGCUGAGUUGUUGGUUAAUGUCCUUCCGCAAAUCACACCCUUCAGUUACGACGACAUAAUCAACACUGGCGACGCUAUUGAUUUGCUUUGCCAAAUACAAAAAGGUGAUCGCCCCAUCAAGAUUAACUGGAGUUUUGAACGCGCUGCUGGCGAUGCGCGCUACGACAGUCUACAGCCGAUAAUGCGUACAAAUCGCAUAAGCAUCAAAUCGAGCGUGUUAUCGAUACCACGCGCCACGCCUGCGCACACUGGCACAUAUACUUGUAUGGCCAGUAAUGCGGCUGGCUCAACGAUCUACAGCACAAAUAUUACCGUGAAUGUACCACCCAGAUGGAUACUCGAACCCACCGACAAGGCUUUCGCACAAGGUUCUGAUGCUAAGGUCGAAUGCAAAGCUGAUGGCUUCCCCAAACCACAGGUCACUUGGAAGAAAGCUGUUGGCGACAGUCCCGGCGAAUAUAAGGAUCUGAAGAAGAACGAUAAUAUUCGUGUUGAAGAAGGCACACUGCAUAUCGACAAUAUCCAAAAGACAAACGAAGGCUACUAUCUCUGUGAGGCUAUUAAUGGCAUCGGUUCUGGUCUUUCAGCUGUUAUAAUGAUCAGUGUUCAAGCACCACCAGAAUUUACCGAGAAACUGCGCAAUCAGACUGCACGUCGUGGCGAACCCGCUGUCUUGCAAUGCGAAGCGAAGGGCGAAAAACCCAUUGGCAUUCUCUGGAAUAUGAAUAAUGUACGGUUGGAUCCCAAGAAUGACAACCGCUACACCAUACGCGAGGAAAUCCUCUCCACCGGCGUUAUGUCUAGCCUCUCAAUUAAACGCACUGAACGCUCUGACUCGGCACUCUUCACUUGCUUGGCCACCAAUGCUUUUGGCUCGGAUGAUGCUAGCAUUAAUAUGAUUAUACAGGAAGUGCCUGAGAUGCCUUAUGCUUUGAAGGUUUUAGACAAAUCUGGCCGUUCUGUGCAGCUGAGCUGGGCGCAACCCUACGAUGGCAAUUCACCACUUAUCCGGUAUAUUAUUGAAUUCAAACGCUCGCGUGCAUCCUGGGAUGAAGUGGACCGUGUUAUGGUGCCUGGUCAUACUACCGAAGCGCAAGUGCAGAAAUUGAGCCCCGCCACCACCUACAACAUACGCAUUGUCGCCGAGAAUGCGAUUGGUACCUCGCAAUCGUCGGAAGCUGUUACAAUCAUUACCGCCGAAGAAGCACCCUCUGGCAAGCCACAGAAUAUCAAAGUUGAACCCGUCAACCAGACUACACUGCGCGUCACCUGGAAACCACCAGCACGCUCUGAAUGGAAUGGUGAAAUUUUGGGUUACUAUGUUGGCUAUAAACUAUCGAAUACCAAUUCUUCAUAUGUUUUUGAGACUGUUAACUUUUUGACUGAAGAAGGCAAGGAACAUAGCUUAGAAUUGAAUAACUUGCGCGUUUACACUCAAUACUCGGUGGUGAUCCAGGCAUUCAACAAGAUUGGCGCCGGUCCAUUGAGCGAUGAGGAGAAACAAUUCACUGCCGAGGGCACACCUAGUCAACCACCAAGCGACACUGCCUGCACCACAUUGACCUCGCAAACCAUUCGCGUCAGCUGGGUGAGUCCACCACUGGAAUCGGCUAAUGGCGUAAUUAAGACUUACAAGGUGGUGUAUGCGCCCAGCGAUGAAUGGUAUGAUGACACCAAACGUCACUACAAGAAGACUGCCUCCUCAGAUACCGUUUUACAUGGACUUAAGAAAUUCACCAACUACACCAUGCAAGUGCUCGCUACCACCGCUGGCGGCGAUGGCGUACGCAGCGCACCCAUACACUGUCAAACUGAACCUGAUGUCCCCGAAGCACCCACCGAUGUUAAGGCCUUAGUCAAGGGUCAAGCUGCUAUAUUGGUUUCAUGGCGCCCACCAGCACAACCCAAUGGCAUCAUACAACAGUAUACUGUAUACUCAAAAGUCGAAGGUGCAGAAGGUGAACCCAAGAGCCAAAAGAUACCACACUAUCAAAUGAGUUAUGAAGCGACUGAAUUGGAAAAGAAUAAGCCAUAUGAAUUCUGGGUCACCGCUAGCACUAAUAUCGGCGAGGGUCAACCUUCAAAGAGUAUUGUAGCCAUGCCCAGUGAUCAAGUACCCGCUAAGAUUGCUUCAUUCGAUGACACAUUCACUGCCACUUUCAAGGAAGAUGCAAAAAUGCCCUGCUUGGCUGUAGGUGCGCCACAACCUGAGAUUACCUGGAAGAUUAAGGGCGUUGAAUUCACCGGCAAUGAUCGUAUGCGCGUUCUGCCCGAUGGCUCACUAUUGAUAAAGUCAGUUAAUCGUCAAGAUGCUGGUGAAUAUUCAUGCCAUGCGGAAAAUUCGAUUGCAAAGGAUUCAAUUACACACAAAUUGAUUGUAUUGGCACCACCACAAUCGCCACAAGUUUCGCUAUCGGCCACAACCACCGAUUCAUUGACUGUGAAAUUGAAGCCACACGAGGGAGAUACCGCACCAUUGCAUGGUUAUACACUGCACUAUAAGCCAGAAUUUGGAGAAUGGGAAACUGCCGAGGUGUCUGUGGAUGCACAAAAAUACACUAUCGAAAAUCUGCUCUGCGGCUCACGCUAUCAAGUCUAUGCUACCGGUUUCAACAACAUCGGCGCUGGCGAAGCUUCAGACAUACUGAAUACCCGCACCAAAGGCUACAAACCCAAACUGCCAGAGAAGCAACGCUUCAUUGAGGUUUCCUCCAACUCGGUUUCACUGCAUUUCAAGGCCUGGAAAGAUGGCGGCUGCCCUAUGUCACACUUUGUUGUUGAGAACAAGAAGCGCGAUCAAACUGAAUGGAAUCAAAUUUCGAACAAUGUUAAGCCCGAUAAUAACUAUGUUGUUUUGGAUUUGGAACCCGCCACCUGGUAUAACCUACGUAUUACCGCUCAUAAUUCUGCCGGUUUUACUGUUGCCGAAUAUGAUUUUGCCACACUGACUGUGACUGGAGGCACCGUUGCACCACUCGACGAUGGUCACGGUACAGGCAAUUUGAACACACGCAUACGCUUGCCCGCUUGGAUGCCCGAAUGGCUCGAUUUGAAUUUCAUGGUGCCUCUAAUAGCCACUGUCAUUGUGGUAGCGGUGGGUAUACUUGUUGUGUGUGUAGCGCUUUCCAGACGCCGUGCGGACGACUUGCGAGGCGGACAAAAGGAUGUGUACUACGAUGUAGUUUACAAUCAGACCAUGGGACCUGGCGCCACCUUGGAUAAACGACGACCCGAUUUACGCGACGAACUCGGCUAUAUUGCACCACCCAAUCGCAAGCUGCCACCAGUGCCCGGCUCGAAUUACAACACCUGCGACCGGAUUAAGCGAGCACGUGGCAUACGCUCGAAUCACUCCACCUGGGAUCCACGCCGUACAAACUUGUACGAGGAAUUGAAGACGCCACCAGUGCCAUUGCACGGUAAUCAUUAUGGUCCCGAGGAUGUACAAUGCCAUUAUAGACAUCCAGGCAUGGAAGACGAAAUCUGUCCCUAUGCAACCUUCCACUUGCUCGGCUUCCGCGAAGAAAUGGAUCCCACCAAAGCAAUGAACUUCCAAACCUUCCCACAUCAAAAUGGACAUGCACCCGGGCCCGGACAUGCUGGCACCAUGGGACCACCCGGUCAUCCCGGACAUGUACACUCACGCUCCGGCUCACAGUCAAUGCCACGCGCCAAUCGCUAUGCACGCAAGAAUAGCCAAGGUGGACAAUCGUCGAUUUACACACCAGCUCCGGAAUAUGAUGACCCAGCCAAUUGCGCUGAGGAGGAUCAAUAUCGCCGUUACACACGCGUCAACUCGCAGGGCGGCAGCCUGUACUCAGGUCCCGGCCCUGAAUAUGAUGAUCCUGCCAAUUGCGCACCCGAAGAGGAUCAAUAUGGCUCACAGUAUGGCGGCCCAUAUGGCACACCAUACGAUCAUUAUGGCUCACGUGGCUCGAUGGGACGUCGCAGUGUUGGUUCUGCACGUAAUCCAGGCAAUGGUUCGCCAGAGCCUCCACCACCACCACCACGCAACCACGAUAUGAGCAAUUCAUCGUUCAACGACUCCAAGGAGAGCAAUGAGAUCUCAGAAGCUGAAUGUGAUCGUGAUCAUGGACCACGCGGCAAUUAUGGCGCUGUCAAAAGAUCCCCACUACAAAAGGAUCAGCGUACAACUGAAGAAAUGCGCAAACUGAUUGAAAGUCGACGGCCAUUAAACGAAGCCGGUCCAAAACAACUCCAACAACAAAGUGGCGCAGGAUUCACAGCCUACGAUACUAUGGCAGUGUAAUUUGUAAACCGUUAGCUGUAGUACCAACGAUAACCACAAACACAAUUUACUAGCACAACAACAACUAGCAGAAAAAUGUAAAACCUCCCAGCUCCACUAGUCACAGCAGCAGCAGCAGCAGCAGCGAAAACCAAAACAAACCAAAUUUUUUCUUUCAGUGGAUUAGUUUGGUGAAAUACAUAGAGCAGAAAUUAGUUGAGUAUUAUGUAGCGUGUGAGAGAUAUUGCUGAGGGGGAGCGAAGAAUGGAGAGCGGGGUUUGACAAAUGUAUGUACAUACUCUCCAGCUCUACUCAAAAUAGUUAGGCAGCGCAUGGGAGAAAGAGAGCGAGUAAUAUAAGUGAGUUACGGAGAGAGGAAAUGUGUGAGCGGGAAAUUGAAACAAGAGAGAUGACGGGCGUAAUUUGUGCGAAAGAGAUAAGUACCAUAUAUAUAUGUUAUUUGGGCAUACAUAUAUACAUAAAAGAACAUCACAUUAAGUGUAAACGAAAAAAAAACUAAGUACGUGUAUACAAACACUCUCGCUCUUUUUCUAUAAAAACUAAAUACGUAACGAAGAAAAUAUAAUGAAAAAGAUGCAAAAAAGAAGAAAGUAAAAUCAUAGAAAAGUUGCUGAGGAGUUGUAUGACGAAGUUCUAAGAAAAAUAUUGCAUAACUACAUAAACAUAUAUGAAACGCAUUUAUAUUAUACAAUA
Rhagoletis zephyria (snowberry fruit fly) is the source of this 7626-nucleotide messenger RNA. RefSeq names its product Down syndrome cell adhesion molecule 1 (gene Dscam1). The record is from RefSeq and is a predicted model, not a curated record. Gene Ontology annotation, biological process: axon guidance; homophilic cell-cell adhesion; dendrite self-avoidance. Gene Ontology annotation, cellular component: plasma membrane; axon. Gene Ontology annotation, molecular function: cell-cell adhesion mediator activity. NCBI's taxonomy places the organism in Eukaryota, Metazoa, Arthropoda, Insecta, Diptera, Tephritidae.